AUGGCCACCACUCAAACCGCAAUCUCCAAGAGGAGAAAGUUCGUUGCUGACGGUGUCUUCUACGCCGAGCUGAACGAGUUCUUCCAGCGCGAGCUGGCCGAGGAGGGCUACUCCGGCGUCGAGGUCCGCGUCACCCCCACUGUCACCGACAUCAUCAUCCGCGCCACACACACCCAGGAGGUUCUUGGAGAGCAGGGUCGCCGCAUCCGUGAGCUCACCUCGCUCAUCCAGAAGCGAUUCAAGUUCCCCGAGAACUCCGUCUCCCUCUACGCCGCCAAGGUUCAGAACCGUGGUCUCUCCGCCGUCGCCCAGUGCGAGUCCCUCCGAUACAAGCUUCUCAAUGGUCUGGCCGUCCGAAGGGCUUGCUACGGUGUCCUGAGGUUCAUCAUGGAGUCUGGCGCUAAGGGUUGCGAGGUUGUUGUUUCCGGAAAGCUCAGGGCCGCCCGUGCCAAGAGCAUGAAGUUCACUGACGGUUUCAUGAUCCACUCCGGUCAGCCCGCCAAGGACUUCAUUGACCACGCUACCCGCCACGUCCUGCUCCGCCAGGGUGUCCUCGGUAUUAAGGUUAAGAUCAUGCGCGGCUCCGACCCCGAGGGCAAGGCCGGCCCAUCCAAGACUCUCCCCGACUCCGUCACCAUCAUCGAGCCCAAGGAGGAGCAGCCCGUUGUCCAGCCCAUGUCGCAAGACUACGGCGCCAAGGCCAUCGCUGCUCAGCAAGCCGCAGAGCAGGCCAGGCAGGCCGAGCAGGGCGAGGGCGAGGCCCAGCCAGCUGGUGGUGAGGGUUACUCUGAGGAGCAGUAG
Messenger RNA from Alternaria arborescens, 801 nucleotides. RefSeq names its product 40S ribosomal protein. Bases 1 to 801 code for a protein of 266 amino acids. Gene Ontology annotation, biological process: translation. The record is from RefSeq and is a predicted model, not a curated record. The transcript has 4 exons. Gene Ontology annotation, molecular function: structural constituent of ribosome; RNA binding. Gene Ontology annotation, cellular component: nucleus; cytosolic small ribosomal subunit. Lineage: Eukaryota; Fungi; Ascomycota; Dothideomycetes; Pleosporales; Pleosporaceae.